This is a messenger RNA of Gossypium raimondii (Peruvian cotton), 1619 nucleotides long. RefSeq names its product aspartyl protease AED3. The record is from RefSeq and is a predicted model, not a curated record. The coding region runs from base 63 to 1340 and encodes 425 amino acids. Gene Ontology annotation, molecular function: aspartic-type endopeptidase activity. The transcript is spliced from 3 exons. Lineage: Eukaryota; Viridiplantae; Streptophyta; Magnoliopsida; Malvales; Malvaceae. Gene Ontology annotation, biological process: proteolysis.
CCACUCUGUCUCAGCACCUCAACCUUCAAAGCAAAUAAAACCUGAAUUAUUCAUACAAAACAAUGAAAACCCACUUUUUUCCCCUGGUUUUUCUCCUCAUUUUUUCCUUAGCCCAAGGUCUGAACCCCAAAUGUGACAUCCAAGACCAUGGCUCAAACCUGCAAGUGUUCCAUGUUUACAGUCCAUGCUCACCCUUCAAACCCUCAAAACCACUCUCAUGGGAAGAGGAUGUGCUGCAAACGCUAGCUAAGGACCAAGCCAGGGUGCAGUUUUUGUCCAGCCUGGUGGCUAAGAAAUCUGUGGUGCCUAUAGCUUCAGGCAGGCAGAUUGUGCAAAGCCCAACUUACAUUGUGAAGGCCAAUAUUGGAACCCCACCUCAGCCCAUGCUUAUGGCCAUGGAUACAAGCAGUGAUGCUGCUUGGGUGCCUUGCACUGGCUGCAUUGGCUGCUCUUCUACUGCUUUUGACUUUGCUAAAUCCACCACUUUCAAGACCCUUGGCUGCCAAGCUGCUCAAUGCAAGCAGGUACCAAACCCCACUUGCGGCGGAAGCGCGUGCGAAUUCAACAUGACCUACGGUGGCUCAACCAUAGCCGGUAACCUUUCACAGGACACCAUAACCUUAGCCACCGACCCAAUCCCAAACUACACUUUCGGUUGCCUCCAAAAGACAGCAGGCAGCUCAGUGCCACCACAAGGUGUAUUGGGCUUGGGCCGGGGCCCAUUAUCCCUCCUUUCCCAAUCCCAAAAUUUGUACCAAUCAACAUUUUCAUAUUGCUUGCCUAGCAUUAGGUCACCUAACUUUUCUGGGUCAUUGAGACUUGGACCAAGUGGGCAACCCGUGAGGAUCAAAUACACCCCGUUGCUUAAGAACCCUAGGAGGCCCUCACUUUAUUACGUCAAUUUGAUUGGAAUUAGGGUUGGAAGAAGGAUUGUUGAUAUCCCACCAAGUGCCAUUGCUUUCAAUCCUUCCACUGGUGCUGGCACCAUUAUUGAUUCUGGUACCGUCUUCACCCGGCUAGUUGAGCCAGCCUAUGUAGCUGUCCGGGACGCAUUCCGGAGACGAGUAAGGGUGGCGAACGUGACAUCUCUGGGUGGGUUCGACACAUGUUACUCGGUCCCAAUCAAUGCACCGACCAUAACAUUUAUGUUUUCGGGCAUGAACGUGACACUGCCACAAGAGAACCUACUGCUCCACAGCACAGCAGGCAGCAUCACAUGUCUUGCGAUGGCAUCGGCACCAGCGCUGAAUGUGAUCGCCAAUAUGCAGCAGCAGAACCAUAGGGUGGUUUUCGAUGUGCCAAAUUCGAGGAUGGGGGUCGCCCGUGAGCGAUGUUCGUAAAAAGUGUGGGGUCUUUUUCUUCUAACUUUUGGGAAACAGUGUUGGUGUUGAUUAAAAGCAGAAUAUAUCUGAUUAAUAAUGAAAGUCAAAUUUUUGUAGUUAUAUAUUACUUUGUACUGGAGGCUGGUCCUAGUCACGGGCUUUGCCUUACUUUUAUUAUGUCUUGUUUUUAGGUUUUAAUAUCCAAAUUUUCGAAUUCUGUUUCUAUUAUUAUAAUCGUGCUUUAACACAAUCAUAAUUUUGGUUCAAUCAUGUUAUAAAAAAUUAGUUUUGUAUUUA